Molecule: messenger RNA, 382 nt
Organism: Paramecium sonneborni
Lineage: Eukaryota; Ciliophora; Oligohymenophorea; Peniculida; Parameciidae
Source: the annotation of a GenBank genome assembly
AUGAAAUUUUGGAAAACUUAAUGUAUAUAAUUUAGGAUUCAAUCAAUUUCAGUAGAAGAGGAACCUUUUAUAAAGAUAGAAGAUCUUUAUUAAAUAUUGACCUUGGAUAUUGAUGAAUCACUUUUUAAAGGUUUAGUAGAUGUUCUUGAAUUUCUCUUAAAGACAGAUAAUCUAUAGCUAUAUGAAUCUUUAACGAAUAAGUAAGGGAAUCAAAAGGAGGUGAAAGGUAAAAUUAAGUAAAUCACUGAUUUAUUGAGAAAUAUUCAAGAACAUACCUUUAGUUAAAAUAGCUAUUCUACAGAGGAUUAUGAAAAAGCAAGAUAAGACUUUAUUAAGUUGAUCGCAGGAAACUAAAAGAUCAUUUAUUUACUUAUAUUUUUAG